CGAGCAGUCCGUGGACUACAAGUAGUUACUGACAUUAUUCCCUUCUGCCUUAGGACUAGGUACUUAGAACUAACAAAGCAAUUGGCAUGAACUUAUCUCAUUACGGACCCGGGAGUACAUACUUACACUGUACAGUGGUUGAUUAGUGACUAGCAUUUACACGCACGUCUGCUUCUUCACCGCCGCGUCUCCUCCGUACUCUCCCCUAGUCCUAUACUUCGAUUUCUCCCCCCUUUCGUCAUCGAUCAGACAUUCGAUCAUCAUUCAAUCAACCUACGAAUACUUAACGUUUCAUAUUCAAGGGGACGUCCAAAGUCACAAGCCAUGGCUUGCUAGGUGUCACGUUCGUCACACGCGCACCUCCACCCGCCCCUCCCAAUCCCUCCCCCGGAUCCCGGCCAUGUCUCCCUCCGCCUCGAACAGGAAUAGUAGCAGUAGCAGUAGCAGUCAUAGUCAUCCUCACAGUCAUGGUAUCGACAAGCUCGACUACCAUCCAGCCAACUCACAGCGCAAACCACUCCUUCGUCCAGACGCAGAUAGUACUUCGAGUCGACAUUCCCGCGACACUAGCUACGCCGGUAGUUUCUUCGAGCACGUCGCAGAAGGCAUAAUGGAGCGCGAUCGUCAGCGUCUCCAACGCGAAGCCGUCCGAUGGCUGAGCUUCAUCUGGGCCAUCGUGAACUGUCUCUGCGCCGGCAGCAUCACAGCAUACUCUCUUUAUGGACAUCUCUUCCAAUCGAAACUACAUUACACCCAAGUCCAGGUCAACAUCGUUUCCAUCGUCGCCGAGCUCGGCAUGUAUCUGCCUGUUCCCGCCUUCGGCUACCUAUGCGAUCGCCUGGGGCCUGGAGUACCUUCGUUAUUGUCUGGGGUUAUGUUCGGCUUGGGAUACCUGCUGGCAGCUUUUGCAUACAAGAGCGGGCCACCGCCAUCUGCUGAUGGCCAUGGAUGGCCUUUCGGCGUCAUGGUUUUGGCAUUCGUUGCGGUGGGGAUGGGCACAAGUUGCAUGUACCUAUCGGCUGUUACUACAUGCGCAAAGAACUUUGGUCGGGGGAACGCGAAAGGUAUUGCUCUUGCGGUGCCUAUCGCUGCCUUUGGCCUUAGUGGCAUGUGGCAGAGUCAAGUGGGUAGCAGGCUACUAUACGUGAAGAAUCCGGAUGGGAGCAAAGGUGACGUCGACGUCUUCCGCUUCUUCCUCUUCUUGGGAAUUACCCUCCUUUGCGUUGGCGUUAUCGGAACCUUUACGCUACAGAUUGUGAACGAGGAAGAAAUGAUCGAUGAGGCCAUCGAUGAGCUCGAGCGCUCUGGCUUGCUCGCGCAAGAUGAGUUUUUCACUCGGGCUGCUGACAUUCACGGCUACGGCACGAUGAGUACCGGCGAUCUCUCUGAUUCCACUUUCGACUUCUUGCAGUCUGAAGCUGAGCGACUGAAAGCUCAUGCAGAGGAGGAAAAGAGGAAGAAGACUUGGCUUCUGAAUGAAGAAACCCGGCGCUAUGUCAUGGAUCCCACCAUGUGGUGGUUGGCUGGAGGCUUUUUCCUCGUCACCGGCCCUGGGGAAGCGUUCAUCAACAACCUUGGUACCAUAAUUGGCACACUCAGUCCUCCACAUGUUUCCGCAUCGACUUCGCCGGCAACCCACGUUUCCAUCGUCGCGAUCACAUCCACUCUAGCUCGUCUCAUCACCGGUACGCUCUCGGACAUCCUCGCCCCUGUAGCAGCGACACACCAGCACCACCGUGGCCCUGACUCCAUGGCCAAUUCACUUGCAUCCAUUCAGUCUGUAGACCACUCAAGAAGAUUCACCGUGUCUCGUAUUUCCUUCCUUCUGCUGUUCGCUUUCAUUCUAUCUCUCGGGCAGCUUCUCCUGGCGUCUGGUUGGGUACAGAAUCACGCCUCCCGAUUCGCCGCCGUGUCUGCUUUAAUCGGUGCAGGCUAUGGUGCAGUCUUCUCUCUCACCCCUAUCGUCGUGAGCGUCGUGUGGGGUGUUGAGAACUUUGGCACCAAUUGGGGAAUCCUUGCCAUGACUCCCGCAGCCGGAGCGACCCUAUGGGGCGCCAUCUACGCAUUCGUAUAUCAGAAAGCAGCAGAAACCGGCGAGCCAGGCAUUGAGCGUGACCCUAAUGAUGUUCUAUGCUAUGGAAAGAGCUGCUAUGCGCCCACAUUCUGGGCCAUGGCAAUCUCCGUUUGGGUCGCGUGCGGUCUAUGGUUGUUCGCUUGGAGAGGCCCGGGUGGAUGGAAGAAGCGAGGAGUAGCUGUAUGAAGUGUUUCUCUGGCACAGCUUUGUAUAGAAGGAGGUUGUAACAAUUGACGAUCAAUGGGUUUCACGGCAGCAUGGCAUUAUUUCUAUCCUCAUUUUUCACUUAUCAUCAUCAUCACAAGUUGUAGGGAUUGGGUUUCGUAUACCCCUAAGCAGAUAUCACGGCGUUUUCCUUUGGAGGGCAGGAUUGCAUUGGCAUUGGCAUUUUCGCGAUAGUCACAUUCGUUUGGUUACGACCAUAUUUUCUUGCUUGUCAAAUCUCUAUUUUUCCUUUUGCACGUAAAGCAUAAUGGACCUUGGUCCCCUGUUUGAUACCACCAUAUUUUGUUAUCCUUCUGUCCAUUGCAGUCUGUGAUAU
Molecule: messenger RNA, 2615 nt
Organism: Aaosphaeria arxii CBS 175.79
Lineage: Eukaryota; Fungi; Ascomycota; Dothideomycetes; Pleosporales
Product: MFS monocarboxylic acid transporter
Exons: 1
Coding region: 401-2260 (619 amino acids)
Biological process (GO): transmembrane transport
Cellular component (GO): membrane
Molecular function (GO): transmembrane transporter activity
Source: RefSeq, a predicted model, not a curated record